AUGGACUCACCUCUCACCGCGACUCGGACUCGAGUACACGCCGUGUGGCCAAAACUUUCAUAUAAAACUGGUUCGGAGUAUUUAUUUAUUACUAUAAAUUACAACGACACUCGGACUCAAAGAGUAGUUCGAAACCGAAGAUCGACAAACCCUAGCGCUUAUCCUUGCCUAAACUCGAGAAUCUGUGAUGGCUUCAAAGAGGAUUCAGAAGGAGUUGAAGGACCUGCAGAAAGAUCCUCCUGCUUCAUGCAGUGCUGGCCCUGUUGGGGAGGACAUGUUCCACUGGCAAGCAACGAUUAUGGGCCCAACUGAUAGCCCAUUUGCAGGGGGUGUGUUUCUUGUAUCUAUUCACUUCCCACCGGAUUACCCGUUUAAGCCACCAAAGGUUUCUUUCCGCACCAGAGUUUAUCACCCUAACAUUAACAGCAAUGGUAGCAUUUGCCUCGACAUUCUUAAAGAGCAGUGGAGCCCUGCCCUUACCAUAUCUAAGGUGUUGUUGUCAAUAUGCUCGCUGCUGACAGAUCCAAACCCAGACGAUCCUCUGGUGCCAGAGAUUGCUCAUAUGUACAAGACUGACAGAGCCAAGUACGAGACUACUGCUCGAUCCUGGACCCAGAAGUAUGCCAUGGGAUAAGAGUGCUUAAUUCAUCUCUCGUCAUCCUAUAUCCAACUUGUCCUAGUAGUAAAUAAAUAGAAAAAAUGAACACACACCCUAAAUAUUUAAGAACUCUGGUCAUUUUAUUUCGUCUCUCCUUGUGUGUUGGGGAGUUAAUAUAUAGUUUCCUGUUAAAACCGAGUUUAUAUAUAUAUGAUAUGAUAUGAUAUGCUUUGCCUCAA
This is a messenger RNA of Cornus florida, 837 nucleotides long. Its product is annotated as ubiquitin-conjugating enzyme E2-17 kDa-like. The record is from RefSeq and is a predicted model, not a curated record. Gene Ontology annotation, molecular function: ubiquitin conjugating enzyme activity. The coding region runs from base 188 to 634 and encodes 148 amino acids. Gene Ontology annotation, cellular component: nucleus. Lineage: Eukaryota; Viridiplantae; Streptophyta; Magnoliopsida; Cornales; Cornaceae. The transcript has 5 exons. Gene Ontology annotation, biological process: protein polyubiquitination.